Messenger RNA from Insectozyma verbasci, 1686 nucleotides. The record is from the annotation of a GenBank genome assembly. NCBI's taxonomy places the organism in Eukaryota, Fungi, Ascomycota, Pichiomycetes, Serinales, Debaryomycetaceae.
AUGGUCAAUGAUGACAAACAAAUUGAUAGAAGUAACAGUAUAAUAUCCUUGACUACAUCUGAAGAAGAAGAAGAAGAAAAAGAAGAAGAAGAAAAAGAAGAAGAAGAAAUUGAAUUAUUAGAUAGAUAUAAUUUAGUCAAUCAAAUUCGGCCAAAUGAUGAUGAAACUUCUUCACUUGAUUAUUCUGAUGCUGAGACAUCAAGCAACUCAAUAGAUAUCAAUGAUGAUGCAGAAGAUUACUAUGAAUCAUACUCAUCAAAAUUUAUUAAUUUUAUGAAUCGAAAUCCAACUACUUAUCAUGUAAUCACCCAUUUUAGAAUAUUAUUAGAAUCCAACGGCUUUAAAUAUUUACCCUCAAAUAAGAUAAUAGAAAAAUUGGAUCCUGGCUUUUAUUAUACUACAAGAGAUGAUUUAUGUUUAGCUGCUUUUGUUGUUGGCGGUAAUUGGAAACCAAUCAAUGGUUCUUUAUUCAUUUGUUCUCAUUGUGAUGCAUUAAGCGUGAAAAUUAAUCCAGGUUCACUGAUCAAAAAAGAUAUAAACGGGUAUAAUUUACUAGGUGUAGCUCCAUAUUCUGGAAGUUUAAAUAAGCUAUGGCUUAGUAGAGAUUUAGGAAUAGCUGGAUCAAUAUUGGUUAAAGAUUUUAAAACUGGUAAAGUUCAAAGAAAGUUGAUCAAUAGUUAUCCUGAACCAAUUGCAUUCAUACCUCCGAUUGCACCACAUUUCGGAUUGGGUGAAUUUGAUUACAAUUUACAAACUCAAACAGUACCAAUUUAUGGAUUUAAUAAUGACGAAAAUGCUGAACCACCUACUGAAGAGGAAAGAGACAGUAUAUUAUAUGGUAGACACUCAUUACAAUUAUUAAGGUAUAUUAGUAGAUUAUCCAAAAGUUCAAUUCCUUCAAUACUUCAAAUGGAUUUAGAUUUAGUUGAUGUUCAACCAAGUUGUCGUGGUGGAUUAAAUAAGGAAUUUAUAUAUCUGUCAAGUUUGGAUGAUAGAUUAUGUGCAUUUGAUUCAGUAUACGCAUUGAUUGAAUUUAGUCACACCUUGACAAAGGAACAACUUCAAAGUUAUUCAGGUUUCAAUGGGGUUUAUUUAGCAAAUCAUGAAGAGAUAGGAAGUGAAAGCAGAACAGGUGCAAAAAGUGGUUUUCUAGUUGACAUUUUCAAAUCUAUAAUAUCAACUCAAGUAAAUCAAAAGAAGAAGAAGGUACCUAAUGAAUUAUUGGCUAAUUUAAUCAAGAGUACAAUACUUUUAUCUACAGAUGUUACACACGCAUUCAAUCCAAAUUUUAAGGAUGUUUAUUUAGAUAAUAAUUUUCCAUUACCAAACAUUGGUCCUUCAAUCAAAUUUGAUUCAAAUGCUCAUGUAUUAAGUGACAGUUUAGGUUGGGAAUUUCUCAAUAGAGUUGUUGACCGUAUAGAUGAAGAAUUUAAUAUCAAAUUACAACAUUUUCAUAUUAGAAAUGAUUCAAGAUCUGGUGGAACAAUUGGUCCAAUUAUGUCUGAUGGUAAUAGAGGUUUAAAUGGAGCAAAAUUAAUAAUUGACGUAGGCUUGCCGAUAUUAAGUAUGCACUCGAUCAGAAGUAUAAUGGGAUAUAAAGAUGUUGGUAUUGGUAUUAAAUUUUAUCAAGAAACGUUUAAAAAUUGGCAGGGUAUAAUUUAUGAAAUGGAACAUGGUAGCGAUUGA